This is a messenger RNA of Camelina sativa (false flax), 1100 nucleotides long. RefSeq names its product putative pyridoxal 5'-phosphate synthase subunit PDX2. Gene Ontology annotation, molecular function: glutaminase activity. The record is from RefSeq and is a predicted model, not a curated record. Gene Ontology annotation, biological process: pyridoxal 5'-phosphate biosynthetic process; pyridoxine metabolic process. NCBI's taxonomy places the organism in Eukaryota, Viridiplantae, Streptophyta, Magnoliopsida, Brassicales, Brassicaceae. Gene Ontology annotation, cellular component: glutaminase complex; cytosol.
UCGCAAUGUCUCAGCCUUAUUACAAAGGUUUUGUCUUGUGAGUGUCCGUCCCAACGCAGUUCUAGUAGUGUUUUAUUUAUCUGAGACUUUCUCUCUCUCUUCAGGCGGCCGCCGCAAUGACCGUCGGAGUGUUAGCUUUGCAAGGUUCUUUCAAUGAGCACAUCGCGGCUCUGCGGCGUCUCGGUGUCCAAAGCGUCGAGAUUAGGAAGGCUGACCAGCUUCUCUCCGUUUCUUCUCUCAUCAUUCCUGGCGGCGAGAGCACCACCAUGGCCAAACUCGCCGAGUACCAUAACUUGUUCCCGGCUCUACGUGACUUUGUUAAGACGGGGAAACCUGUUUGGGGGACAUGCGCGGGUCUUAUAUUCUUGGCAGAUAGAGCUGUUGGUCAGAAAGAGGGAGGUCAGGAGUUAGUCGGUGGCCUUGAUUGCACUGUGCAUCGGAAUUUCUUUGGCAGCCAGAUUCAAAGUUUUGAAGCUGAUAUCUCAGUACCUCAACUAACAUCUAAAGAAGGUGGACCACAGACAUACCGAGGAGUGUUCAUACGUGCUCCUGCUGUUCUCGAUGUUGGUCCUGAUGUCGAAGUCCUGGCGGAUUAUCCUGUCCCAUCAAACAAGGUCUUGUAUUCAAGCUCUACCGUACAAAUCCAAGAGGAAGAUGCUCUUCCUGAAACAAAAGUCAUUGUUGCUGUGAAGCAAGGAAACUUGUUAGCAACUGCUUUUCAUCCCGAGUUAACUGCAGACACACGAUGGCACAGUUAUUUCAUUAAGAUGACGAACGAGAUUGAACAAGAAGCUUCUUCAAGCAGUAGUAGCAUUAUUGUAUCUGUUGGAGAAACAAGCGCUGGUCCCGAGCAAGCUAAGCCUGAUCUUCCUAUAUUUCAGUAACUGAACAGAGAGAAGACCACUUACUUCUCUUGCAAUAAAAACUGUUAGAAAGUGUAAGAUUCUUUUUCUUUUAAAGAUGUUUUGGGAACAAUUGCAAGCUAGUUUGCAAUUUGUACACAAGAAAGUUUUACAUGACUCUUUAAUGGAUUCAUCUACUUGUUUCUUUCUUGUUACAACUUUGCAUACCGUUGAAUCUCAAACAGAUUUCCUGGUUCA